This is a messenger RNA of Mercenaria mercenaria, 4159 nucleotides long. RefSeq lists its product as uncharacterized. The record is from RefSeq and is a predicted model, not a curated record. The transcript is spliced from 4 exons. NCBI's taxonomy places the organism in Eukaryota, Metazoa, Mollusca, Bivalvia, Venerida, Veneridae. The coding region runs from base 159 to 1319 and encodes 386 amino acids.
AAUAAAAACGUAAUCAAAGUUCAACAAAAUAGUUUGGUAAACUAUCGGAAAAAUAUGGCGUGUAUUAAAUCAUGGGAUUUUUGCCAUGAUUUUAAUAAUUAUUUUGGAUUUUUUUUUAUUUAAUUCUAUAUAAUUGGAUUGUAAAUGAAUUAUUAAAUAUGGAAAUUAAGCGUAUAAAUGCGUUAUUUGCGUUUCUGGUAAUUCUGUUUGUUUUAAACAGCAUACAUUACGUAAAUGGUGGUGAAACAUGUUCGCAUAUGGAAGGUAGCCACCGUGUACAAGAAUACUGCGAAUACGGGUGUUGCGGAUCCGGAAACGAAUCAUGUUGCUCGAUAUCUACCAGCGUUCUGCUUGUUGCCUGUAUUGUGAGUGGGCUGGUUCUCCUAGCACUGGUGGCAGCUAUAAUAAUAUGUUGCUACAAGAACUACAAAGACAAGCAGGCAACCAGAGUACGUCGUCUGCGACAGGAGCAAGAUAUGAAUGCUCCCAGAGUUCCAGGAGUUGAACCCCCAAAGCCACCAUCAUACGUUUCCGCACCACCAGCCUACAGUGAAGAAAUGCCCGAAUCCCACUUCCGCCCGGCAACAGUGACCGGUAACAUUCCGUACAAUCAGAGGUUCAGAGGAACCACACCUCUGCCAAGGAGAGUUGCACAUGCGUCUAUUAGUAUGACUAGCGCUUCCGGCAGACAUCCGGAGACAAACAAUCCUCGUUCUUUGCGCAAUGUACAAAUUCCCGGGGCAAUCGAAGUUGAGGCCCCUCCUCCGUAUUCAGAAUUCGCUCGCGGCCAGACACCAGCGAACAGAAGGAGGAGAUUCAUUCAAUCGCCAGUACCGGAAGUCACUGAAAACGCAACUCAACCAAACGUUAUAUAUAGUACUGUAGAGGAAAAUACAGAUAUAUUUUCUGAAGUUUCUAGUGAAUCAGGAACGCCAUCACGUGCUCAAGAGUCACGUGCACAAGAAACUUCUGUUCAGCCGUCACGAGCGGUUACAUCACGUGCCGUAGAUUCUAGAGCAACCGAAUCUCGUGCUGUUACAACACGUGCUCAAGAGUCGCGUGUAGAAACUAUACGAGAAAAUGAAUCACGCGCUGAAACAGUAGCACGUGUUUUACGACCAUCGCGAAUAUCGCGCAUUCCAACACGUGUACAUGGCGCACAGUCUAGACAAUUAAGUGACGUGCAGUCACGUGCUUCCUCUAUUCCAACACGUCAAACUACAAAUGUUUCUACAAACAGUUCUACUCUGCAUGACUCCCCGUAUAUAAGAAGGGAUCCUAGUGUUAUUGAAGAGAACAUAGAUUUGGCUGCGAUUUAGGUUAUUAUGCUCAGCCGGUGGUGUUAGCUUCACUUCUAAUCUCGCAUACAGGACCGGUGUAAAAAUUAGGAAUGACAACUCUUCGAAAGAGUCGAUGUUGCUCAGAGUCGCAACAAGUGUAUUAAAGGGGAGUAAUACAUAACCAUAGUUGAAUAUGAUAAGUCAUCGUUAAAAUCAGACCACAGUUGAAAAAGAUAUAGCAGUACACUGGCAGAGCAUUGAGGCAGUCAUUGAAAUGAUCAUGACGUCAUUUACAAAUGAUUGAAUUAUUUAUUUAGCAAAACAAAACGCUUUCAAAUACAGAUUCCCGAUAUCAUAAUGAAAAGCAUGAUUAUUUCUUUCAUUUUAAUUAGAAAGAAAUAGAGAAUUUAUCUUUCUAACCAGUGAAAGUACAGUCAAACUAGAUAAUUAUUUAGAAAGAUAUAAAAUCUGCCAUUUAGUUUUACCUUGUCAUGGAAACAAAAUGGCGUCAUUUUGAUCUGAUAUAUAAAUGUUCUUAAUUUUAUUUAUAAGCCGGUUUUGAAAAUGAUUUUAGUGCUUAAAAAUACAUAAUUUCCGUGCCCUGUCUAACUUUCAACUUAACCAGACAAUGUGUAGUUUGCAAGACCUAUUGGUGACCCAAUGCUAAAAGGUUGUCACCUUCAGAAGUAAUAUAUUUUACGCCUGUAACUUUUGUAAUAAUGGAUGAAUAUUCAUAUACAUUGACAUAUACAUUCACUAUUACUAGGUGAUGUGUUGAGUAUAAGACCUAAACUACUAACUCUAAGGUCAAGCUUAUACAUAAAAGUCAGAGCGUUUACUUAAUUUCUCUUCUGCGGUCUGUAUGUUUUGUACAUACUGGUACUGCUGAUAAACCCGAACAGAAAAUGAGGUUUUUUACCUGUAACUUUUUUAUUUCUGCAAAUUGAAAUCAAUGGUCGGUAUCAAAAUAAAGCUUAACCUUUGCUGAAAACUUUACAUAAUUCAAAUUUAUAUUUAGUAAGCAAACUCACACGAAGUGAGGGCCUGAAAGGGGUAUGUAAAAAGGGGACUUUAUGAACGUUGACUGAUGAUAAAUUCGAACCCUUUGUCAUUUACAAAAUUUUCUUUGUAUUAUUAUAUUGAAACUUUCCCCGAAAAGCUGCAACAGUCAUUCCUGAUCAAGUAAUGAAAAUUUAACAAAUGUCAGGCCUUCAUGUUUCGGCAGUGAGCAUGCACAAAAAAAACACCCUCUUCCCCAGUAAUUUUGGAUCAAUAUUUUUUAUACAAAUUUAUGUAAGUCAUUUAUUUAUACAGAAUAUUUACCAUUUUUGUUUUUGUUUACACCAGUUGGUGUUGUAAGUGGAAGCUAUUAGAUGGUGUGUUAAAUUUUAUAAAUAACCGUUUGCAAUCGAAUAUUUCCAAGGUGUUCGACUUUAUCAUCUGUCCGGGUUUAUCAUCAGUACCAGUAUAGAUAAAUAAAAACUGACUUAGCACAAGCAUUCGCUAUAAUAAUACAAUUGGUCAAGUGCGAGACUUCGACCCACUCAAUCAAAGGUCAAAGUUCAUACUUAGAGGUCAUUUCUGACUGGAUGUUCUAUUGUAAACACGCCAUUACUCAAAUGACUCAAACACGUAGCGGAGGCAUUUCUAUUUAUAUUUUAGCCCCCCACCCCGCUCAACCGAUAAUUGUGUCAAAAUAUUUAAUACGUUAAGUAUUAAAUACCAAUAUUGUUAUUCUGCUACUAAAGAAUGUAUUUAUACCUCCCUUGUUUUAGACAUGUUUACAUCUGUUUUAUAUAUACCGUCCGUUAGAUUAUCUAUUUUUAAGGAAGCCUGAACGUGACAUGUGAAAACUAUUUUUCUAAGAAAGCUCGACGUACUAUCUCGUGCGCGCGACAUCCCAGAAACUGUAAUAUUAUACAUAUUAUUACUUUAUUUAACAUUCUUUGUACAAUACGGCGAUAUACUUGGAUUUUUACCAAUUCGAUGGAACAUAUUGGACGAACCGAUAGGCUAGUUCAGUAUGUUAUUUUUUUCGAGUGUGUUAGCGUCCAAAUGUACGCUGUAAUAAACAAGCCAACGUUAAUAACAUUUGAGCCGUGCCAUGACAAAACCAACAUAGUGGGUUUGCGACCAGCAUGGAUCCAGACCAGCCUGCGUAUCCGCGCAGUCUGGUCAGGAUCCAUGCUGUUCGCUAACAGUUUCUCCAAUUCCAAUAGGCUUUAAAAGCGAACAGCAUGGAGCCUGACCAGACUGCGCGGAUGCGCAGGCUGGUCUGGAUCCAUGCUGGUCGCAAACCCACUAUGUUGGUUUUCUCAUGGCACGGCUCAUUUAUAUUCUUUGCUUAUGUUUCUUAGUAAAAGUUAGAUAGACCUACACACGGACACGUGCGAUUCUCUCGUCAAGCGUUUACUGAUGUUGUUAUUUGUUUUUAAGAUCCGGGUCAACGGCUUUCAUUAAGUAUUCAAAUCAAAUUUCGUACAUUGUCUAGUGCGGAACAUAAUGUAUCCAGUAUGGAAAUAUAAUGGAUGGCCACGCGGUUCGAUUGGAAGAUGAAGUAGAUAGAGAGUAAAAGCUUACGAUGUAUCUAUCUCGAAUAUACAACGUUACUUUCACGUGCACUCGACUCAGGGACAGUAUUUCCGCAUGUCACCUCCAGGCAUUCAUAUUUAUUACAUUUAUAAAUUUUAUUCAGGAUAAUAUUGAUGUCGCUGGCGACAUUAUCCUAGAAACUUAUUGUUUUGCUCUACAUUCAUUGUUAUAGUUUUGUGGGUACAAUGUAUUAACUUUACCAAUUUUUUUUUAGGUGCAGGUGAUAUUGUGGCAGUUACUCACACUCGUUUGUUUGGUUAACAGAAAUAAAUAAUUACAAAAGUAAA